Messenger RNA from Schistosoma rodhaini, 343 nucleotides. The record is from the annotation of a GenBank genome assembly. NCBI's taxonomy places the organism in Eukaryota, Metazoa, Platyhelminthes, Trematoda, Strigeidida, Schistosomatidae.
AUGUUCUCCAACAAACAAGUUAAUAAGAUUAUCUUCCCUUAUUCAAUUUAUCUGUGUAUAUUACUGAUCAUCAGUGUUGAAUGUCGUAACAUGAAUAAACAUUGUGAUAGGAAAUCUAGAAAUAGACCUAUUCUGGAACCAGAUGAAUUAUCAAUAAUGGUGGAUAAACCAGGAUCUGAUGAGAUAAAUAAUAAGGGAAUUCCGAUGGCAAAUGAUGAAAUGAAUGAUAUACCGAUACGAUUUUUUGGUUGAAUUGGGUCGAUAGAAUGAAUUUAUCCUUAUGAUUAAUUUUUCUUCAAAUGUAAUUUAUCUUUAUUCAGGUUGAUAAAAAAAAUAUAAUGAC